UGUGUGCUGGACAACUUUUGGUUUUGGUUUAACAGACACGCAACUAUUUUCUCUACAAAUUCCAAAAGACAGGUUCUGAGAUGUUUUGUUAUGUUUCCAGUAACACUGGACAGGAAGCUGCUGAACAAACCUGUUUUACUUCUGUGAAAGUGAAAGAAUUUCUGGAGUAUUGACACUUUAUUUAGAAGAUGAACAACUUGAACACCUUCUCAGAAGUUGAUCUAGACAAACAGAGACAGAGUGAGAUUAAUGACAACACAACAACGACUGUCGACUAAAGACAGUAAGCCAUUGCAGUAGAAGAGAUCAGGCCUGGUUGUACACAGCUCUCUGUUCAUGACCAAACACUUCACUGUAUUAAUGGUGCAAGAUGGAUUACUCCAAUCCUGACCAACCGGAUGGAUCUCCACAAAUAAAAAUGGGUGAAACCCAGGUAAAGAUAUCAGACUGUGCAGGACCCAGCAGUUCCUCCAUGAGCAGUGAUGUGUGUACAGAAUCUCCACCAGGAUUAAAUAAUGAAGACUUCUCAUCUACACACAGUAAAAACCAGAUAAGGAGGUCAGACUUACCGAGCUGUGUGUCCAUGAAGAGUGAAAGAUCUAUGUUUUUACCAACAGUGUUUAAAGAUAAGAGCGAAUCCUCACCCAGAUACAGUGACCUCCAGCGAGGGAGAGACAAAACAGAGCAGAAGAUCAUAAUCACAGACACAGGAUGUAGGUCUGUAACCACUGGACCUCAUCUUCAGGAGAGAUGCAGAUUAAAUCUGAUGAAGAAGUUUCAGCAUGUAAAUGAUGUGAUAACAAACCAGAGAAACCCAACACUUCUCAAUGAGAUCUACACAGAGCUCUACAUCACAGAAGGAGACAGUGGGAAAGUCAAUAAUGAACAUGAGGUGAGACAGAUCGAGGCAGCAUCCAGGAGAGCAGCAACAGAGGAAACACCAAUCAGCUGCAGUGACAUCUUUAAACCUUUAUCUGAAGAAGACAAACCCAUCAGGAGCGUUCUGACAAAGGGAGUCGCUGGCAUUGGAAAAACAGUCUCUGUGCAGAAAUUCAUUCUAGACUGGGCUGAAGGGAAAACAAAUCAGGAUGUUCAUCUCAUAUUUCCACUUCCUUUCAGAGAGCUCAAUCUGAUGAAGGACCAAAAACUGAGUCUGAUGGAGCUUCUUCAUUUCUUUUUUAAAGAGAUGAAAGAAACAAACAUUUCCACUCUGCACAAAGUUCUGUUCAUUUUUGAUGGUUUGGAUGAGUGUCGUUUCCCUCUGGAUUUCCAGAACACAGUGAGAGUGUGUGAUGGAACUGAAUCAGCAUCAGUGAAUGUGCUGCUGAUAAACCUGAUCAAAGGGAAUCUGCUUCCCUCUGCUCUCAUCUGGAUCACCUCCCGACCUGCAGCAGCUGAUCAAAUCCCCUCUGAGUGGUUUAAUCGAGUCACAGAGGUACGAGGGUUCAAUGACCCACAGAAGGAGGAAUAUUUCAGGAAGAGGAUCAGAGAUCAGAGUCUGAGCAACAGAAUCAUCACACACCUGAAGUCAUUAAGAAGCCUCUACAUCAUGUGCCACAUCCCAGUCUUCUGCUGGAUUUCAGCCACUGUUCUAGAGAGAAUGUUGGGUGAAGCAGAGAGUGGAGAGAUCCCCAAGACUCUGACUCAAAUGUACACACACUUCCUCAUCAUUCAGACAAACAUCAUCAAGAAAAAGUACACAGAGAGCAGAGAGGCAGAUAAAGAAAUGGUUCUGAAACUGGGUAAACUGGCUUUCAGGCAGCUGAUGAAAGGAAACCUGAUCUUCUAUGAGGAAGACCUGAUGGAGUGUGGCAUUGGUGUGACAGAAGCAUCAGUGUAUUCAGGUGUGUGUACUCAGAUCUUCACAGAGGAGUUUGGACUUCACCAGAGUAAAGUGUACUGCUUUGUUCAUCUGAGCAUUCAGGAGCACCUCGCAGCUCUGUAUGUGCAUCUGACAUUCAUGAAUAAAAAGAAAAAUAUUCUUCAGAAAAGACUGUUUUCUAAAAUGUCCACACUGCUCAGAGAAAUUACAAUGUUAGAUCUACACAAGAGUGCUGUAGAUCAGGCUUUACAGAGGGAAAAUGGACAUCUGGAUCUGUUCCUUCGCUUUCUUCUGGGUCUCUCACUGGAGUCCAAUCCGAUCCUCUUACAAACCAUAGUGACACAGACAGGAAGUAGCUCUGACAGCAGACAGGAAACAGUUCAUUACAUCAAGAAGAAGAUCACAGAGAAUCCCUCACCAGAGAAAUCCAUCAAUCUGUUCCACUGUCUGAAUGAGCUGGAUGAUCAUUCUCUAGUUGAGGAAAUCCAACACUACCUGCAAUCAGGAAAUUUACAACAAAACAAACUUUCUUCUUCUCAGUGGUCAGCUGUGGUGUUUGUGUUACUGACAUCAGCACAGGAAGAGGAUGUGUUUGUCCUUAAGAAAUAUACCAACAAAAACAGUAAACCCGAGGAGGUUCUUCUGAAGCUCCUGCCUGUGGUUGCAGCAUCCAGAAAAGCUGAUUUUAAUAAUUGUGACCUGAAAGAGGAGGGCUGUACAGCUUUAGCCUCAGUGCUCAGCUCUGAAUCCUCCAGUCUGAGAGAUCUGGAUCUGUCUGGGAAUAGAUUUAAAGACUCAGGAAUGAAGCGUCUCUCUGCUGGACUGGAGAAUCCUCACUGUAAACUGGAGACAUUGAGGUUGUGUAGUUGUCGUUUCUCAGAUGUUGGUUGUGCUGCUCUGACUUCAGCUCUGAGAUCAAACCCCUCACAACUGAGAGAACUGGAUCUGUCUAGGAAUUAUCUCAGAGACUCAGGAGUGAAGAGUCUCUCUGCUGUACUGGAGAAUCCUCACUGUAAACUGGAGACACUGAGGCUGGAGCGUUGUGGCGUCACAGAUGUUGGCUGUGCUGCUCUGACUUCAGCUCUGAGAUCAAACACCUCACACCUGAGAGAACUGGAUCUGUCUAAGAAUUAUCUCAGAGACUCAGGAGUGAAGAGUCUCUCUGCUGGACUGGAGAAUCCUCACUGUAAACUGGAGACACUGAGGUUGUGUAGUUGUGAAAUCUCAGAUGAAGGCUGUGCUGCUCUGACUUCAGCUCUGAGAUCAAACCCCUCACACCUGAGAGAACUGGAUCUGUCUGAGAAUAAACUCAGAGACUCAGGAGUGAAGUGUCUCUCUGCUGUACUGGAGAAUCCUCACUGUAAACUGGAGACACUGAGGUUGUGUGAUUGUGGCAUAUCAGAUGAAGGCUGUGCUGCUCUGACUUCAGCUCUGAGAUCAAACCCCUCACACCUGAGAGAACUGGAUCUGUCUUGGAAUAAACUCGGAGACUCAGGAGUGAAGCGUCUCUCUGCUGUACUGGAGAAUCCUCACUGUAAACUGGAGACACUGAGGUUGUCUGGUUGUGAAAUCUCAGAUGAAGGCUGUGCUGCUCUGACUUCAGCUCUGAGAUCAAACCCCUCACACCUGAGAAAACUGGAUCUGUCUUGGAAUUAUCUCAGAGACUCAGGAGUGAAGCGUCUCUCUGCUGUACUGGAGAAUCCUCACUGUAACCUGGAGACACUGAGGUUGUGUAGUUGUGAAAUCUCAGGUGAAGGCUGUGCUGCUCUGACUUCAGCUCUGAGAUCAAACCCCUCACACCUGAGAGAACUGGAUCUGUCUUGGAAUAAUCUCAGAGACUCAGGAGUGAAGAGUCUCUCUGCUGGACUGGAGAAUCCUCACUGUAAACUGGAGACACUGAGGUUGUACGAUUGUGGCAUCUCAGAAGAAGGCUGUGCUGCUCUGACUUCAGCUCUGAGCUCAAACCCCUCACACCUGACAAAACUGGAUCUGCAUUUUAACAAUCAAGAAGUCUCAGGAAAGGAAUUACCCUUCAGCCUUAAAGAUGAUAAAAGCCACAAACUCUAGGAUUAUGGACAUACAUAUAGUUAUGGAUAUACAAAUAAUUAGACCUGUUAGCAUUGUUUAAUGGUUUGUUUAAUGAAGACAAUAAGUGGAAAAUAAGUAGCCUGGUUCCCAUAAAGAACUAGUGAGGGAAAAACAGGUGCAGAUUUUGGUCAUUUGCAAGGAAGAGGGGUUCUAUGCUUGCUUGGAAUGAUUUGUUUAAGGGAGUGGUGUUACUGAAGAUAAAUGAAUUCUUCUUCUUCUUCUUUUUAUUAUUAUUAUUAUUAUUAUUGUUAUUAUUAUGACACACAUUUCCAUAGUGAUACCCUGCAGAAACCAGUCAUUACCACAGUACUCAAGUUCUCAGGUUUUGUUUAAGAUUCAGGUCAGUUCUCCAAUUUGUACAUCUCAGUUAUUCACUGCAUGUUAUUGCUAUUAUGUUAUUUUUUACGAUUCAUAAUGCAAGUCUUACCUUAAUUGUAAACUGUACUAAAGAAAAUCUAUUUUGUUGUGAUUAGUUAACUUAAGCUAAUAUAUAUGGACAUGUGCUGUAUGUACAAUGAAGGGAUAUACACCAGAUUGUAUUUAAUAAAAGUAUAAAACAUUGGAAGCUAAAAGGCAUUCAUUUUAGAAAGAAAUGUUCAGUAUGGUUUAACUGGGCUGCAGUGACUAAGUUUGAAUAUUUAAUCAUGUUAAUUAUAAAGCGUUAUUACAGAAACAUUAUAUAAAACUCGUAGGUCCAUAUUCUGUUUGUAAAACUGUUUCCAGCCCCAGGAUUGUUAAUGUCACUUAUAAGAACUUGAAGCAGGUUUCAGUUGCUUAUCUAAUUGGCUAAAUCUGAGUUUUUAAAACUUGAAAUUUUUUUAUUGAAUUUCUAAAAUGUAAAUUUGUGAAUAAGUUUCAGCCAUUUAGCAUCUGAUUUUGUUAAACUUUAAUUUAAUGCUAUUUUCAAUUUAGUUUAUUUUGAUAUAUUCACUCUCACCACUCUCAUCAUUCUCAGCACUAACCUUGCAAAAACCGGGCAAUCCUUGUACUAAAUAAAAACAUUGGUGAGUUUCUGAAGUAAUGAACUUUCUUGGAUUGGAAAACAUAACUGUAUUUUCUCAGUUUUAUUAGAUUUCUGCACAGUGCCUGUGAGUUUAGGGUGUCACUUUAUAAACUUCUGGCAACCUGAGCAUGCAGGAAAAUGUGACAUACCCCCUGUUCCCUGAUUCCCUCUCAGCUCAUGAACCCUCCAUUUCUGUCACACAUCUGUCAGUAGAAUAAGUGAAACAGAAUUAAUUAGCUCCUGCUGACCUGAGCUGUAGAGAGUUGGCAUUUGUCCAUUAUGUCUUAACUAAUUUAACUAAUUUAUGUGAAUUCUAUCUGAAAAACAGUGGACUUUGUUUUUAAUUAAUGCUGAAAUCUCUUCUAUAAUGUAAAAGUGAUUGAUUUGGUGGUUCAGUUCUACAUAGAAAUGUAAUAAAAACUCGACAAACAGAUAUGCAGAUAAAUAAAAUUAAACCAAACCAAACCAAUAACUAGACAGAUAGAUACACAAGAUAUACAAGAUAAGAAAAAACAAAACAAAAUAAAAAGUCACACAAAAUAUUUUUAUGCUUAAAAUCCAUUAUUAUAAUAAAUAAAUUCCUUUUUGCAUUUGCAUAUUGAUCCAUGAUUGGCUCUUAAAUUUUAUAACACAGUAACACUGUUAUGUGUAACUGCUUUCCCAAUGUGAGAUAUUCGGCUCUUGCUGGUUAUUAACUUUUACGUCGCACAACACAAAGAGAACUCGGAUGUUUUAGCCAUGAUGCCCAUGUAAUCCUCGGCCAAGAAAAAACCCCAACUCACCGGAUGACGGUGAUUUAGGGGUCAUUGGUACCAUCUACUGGACAUUUCUUUUUACUCUGCUGUGGUAACCUGGAUGAGAAAUUUUCGAGGAAAUU
Molecule: messenger RNA, 5790 nt
Organism: Hemibagrus wyckioides
Lineage: Eukaryota; Metazoa; Chordata; Actinopteri; Siluriformes; Bagridae
Product: NACHT, LRR and PYD domains-containing protein 12-like
Exons: 14
Coding region: 371-3889 (1172 amino acids)
Molecular function (GO): protein binding
Source: RefSeq, a predicted model, not a curated record